Messenger RNA from Colletotrichum higginsianum IMI 349063, 333 nucleotides. RefSeq names its product 54s ribosomal protein l31. The record is from RefSeq and is a predicted model, not a curated record. Bases 1 to 333 code for a protein of 110 amino acids. Gene Ontology annotation, cellular component: mitochondrial large ribosomal subunit. Lineage: Eukaryota; Fungi; Ascomycota; Sordariomycetes; Glomerellales; Glomerellaceae. Gene Ontology annotation, molecular function: structural constituent of ribosome. The transcript has 2 exons.
AUGUUCGGAGCCUUCCGCGUGACCUCGCCCCUGUCGAGCGGCCUGCUCUGGAAGAUUCCCUGGCGGCUGUCCAAGUUCCAGAAGCGGCGCCAGCGCCAGCGCCUCCGGGCCGUCGACGACGUUGUCGCGACGGUCGACGCAGCGCUCGCUAAGAAGGGCGAGACGGUCGCCGCGCUGGAGCGUUGGAAGGGUGAGAUGCCGACCGAGGCGGAGAUGCUGCCGCGAGACAAGUACACCAUGUUUGACCGCAAGGAGAAGAAGUACCGCAAGGGCAUCCACAAGCUGCCCAAGUGGACGAGAGUCUCGCAGAGACUGAACCCGCCAGGCUACUAA